CUCGAAAAGUUGUCAGUGGGUGAGUGAGGGCGAGGAGUGCGUUAAAUUGCUGGCUGGAUUGUCAAAUUUUUUAGGACAGGAAGUAGACGUGUGGGGUAACGUGGAAGAAAAAAGAGAAAGCGUAUCUCACUUAAAACAAAAGAGUCAGAGACGUAGUCAGUUGGUAAUAAGAAGAAGAGACAUGGGGAACCGUGUGGCUCGAGACGAUUAUGAGUGGGUUUACAGUGACCAGCCGCACGCCGACAGGAGGAAAGAGAUUCUGGCUAAAUAUCCUGAAAUAAAAUCUCUAAUGAGCCCUGAUCCCAGGUUAAAAUGGAUAGUCUGCAUGAUGGUUGCAGUGCAGUUUUUAGCUUUUUACUUGGUAAAGGAUCUGGACUGGAAGUGGGUUCUGUUUUGGACUUACGCCUUUGGCAGCUGUGUGAACCAUUCCAUGACGCUGGCCAUUCACGAGAUCUCCCACAACUCUGCGUUCGGCAACACCCGGGCCCUGUGGAACCGCUGGUUUGCCAUCUUCGCCAACCUGCCCAUUGGCCUGCCCUACUCGGCCUCCUUCAAGCGGUACCACCUGGAUCAUCACCGCUACCUGGGCGGGGACGGCAUCGAUGUCGACAUUCCCACUGAAUUCGAGGGCUGGUUCUUUUGUACGCGCUUCCGCAAGUUCAUCUGGAUCAUCCUGCAGCCUCUGUUCUACGCUGUGAGGCCACUCGUCAUCAACCCCAAGCCAAUCAGCCGGCUAGAGAUCAUCAACCUGGUGAUCCAGUUAUCUUUCAACGUUGGGCUCUACUAUCUGUGGGGGGCCAAGCCACUGGUCUACAUGAUGGCCGGCUCGUUGCUUGGCAUGGGGCUGCACCCCAUAUCCGGCCACUUCAUUGCAGAGCAUUACAUGUUCUUAAAGGGACACGAGACCUACUCGUACUACGGCUCGCUUAACCUGCUCACCUUCAACGUGGGGUACCACAACGAGCACCACGACUUCCCCAGUGUUCCUGGCAGGAGGCUGCCCCUGGUAAAGAAAAUUGCUGCAGAGUACUAUGACGACUUGCCUCAGUACACAUCGUGGGUGAAAGUGUUGUAUGAUUUUAUUAUGGACGACUCGCUGAGUCCCUACUCCCGUGUCAAGAGAAAGCUGAAGGGUGAGGUGAAACAGGAAUGAACCCUUCCUGCCAGAUCGGCGAACUGCUUAAAUUAUCAGAAUUAUCUAAUGGCCUGCACAGGGUUCAAAACCACACUGUUGUUGUCGCAUGUUUGCGUGCAUCUCAUUUACCAAGAACAACUAAAGGUAUCUUAUUAAAAACUGAGCUAGUUACAGUCCCGGUGGUGACUUGUGUGUGUGUUUUUAAUUAUUUUUUAUUGAAUAUGCGUUCAUUAACAAGCUCUUGCUUACUUGCCCAAAUGACUUGUGAAUGGUGGGAGCCCCUCUGGCUAAAUUUCAGUCAAUAUGUAUAAAGUUAUAAGGCAUUGUAAUAUCCCACAACACAUUUAUAUAUUUCGUAGAAAUUGGAAAGCACAUAGUAGCCUAUUUAUAAACUUGACUGACUUGCCUUUUUUUUGUUUGUUUUUUUCUUUAUAUUUUAUACUUGUAUAUUUUACCAUACUAGCAGGGCUGGCCUGUUUCUGCUUGCCAGCCCAGCUAACACUAUCUAAAUAGGAGUCCUUUAUCAGGGCUGUAUGUCCAGAUUACCUCCUUUUAUUCAAUAAGUGAUCAAAUCACCAUCUCUAUUGUAAUGCAACAAAAUACAUUUUUGAAACUGGAGUUUGCUUUGUGGUUUAAUGGUCAAAUUGUUUAAUACAUUCUUUAUCUCUGAACUGAUUUGCAACAUGGCACUACUGUAUGUAACUGCUACCAAGUACAUUAUAGUACAGUACUCUGUUCUGUUUACAUAGCGUUGAGUUGGAAAUGACCACAUAAUUCCUAAAGGUGUGGAAAAUGACAAGUGUUUUCUUGAGUCGCCCCAAAGGAAAGUGCAAACUAUUGUGUAAAACGUUCAUAUUUACAUUCCUAAUAAAUACCGCUGUAAGUGA
Molecule: messenger RNA, 2022 nt
Organism: Acipenser ruthenus (sterlet)
Lineage: Eukaryota; Metazoa; Chordata; Actinopteri; Acipenseriformes; Acipenseridae
Product: sphingolipid delta(4)-desaturase DES1
Exons: 3
Coding region: 182-1153 (323 amino acids)
Biological process (GO): ceramide biosynthetic process
Cellular component (GO): membrane
Molecular function (GO): sphingolipid delta-4 desaturase activity
Source: RefSeq, a predicted model, not a curated record